GGGAGUAAAGGAGGGAGGGGCCGGGACACGAACUCAGUUCCAUCUCAGAACUCCACUGCUACAAGAAGAGAAGAAAGUUCUGGAGCUAAAAUUCAAGACAGCAUACAAAAGCAGAAGAGGACCCACGCUGACGCAGCCCACGUGGACUGGUCCACAGCGUAUAAUAAUAAUAAUUCACAGUUUGUUUUUACAGAACAGUCCGACUCAUGUCAGGCCCAGCGGUGGUCGUUCUUUUACUCUCUCUUCUUCUGACUCUGACUGCAGUUCAGGCCCAAGGAUCUUCUCAGGACUCCUUCAUCAUCCAGUACCUGGAGAGGAGGCUGGUGCAGAUCGAGGAGCGUCUGAACCAAUGUGAGCAGAACACAAUAACCGUCACGCAGAAGACCUAUGACCUCUCCUCUGAGGUCAGGGGGUCUCUGUCCUCCCUCACUGCUCUCAGAUCGGAGAUGAAGAACCAGCUGGACGGUGUGAGCGUACGAGUGGAUCGGAUGGAGAGAGAGCUGGAGUAUCUGGAAAACAAGAUUCCCACGCAGGGAGACAUUGAGAUGGAGGAGGCGCUGCUGGAGCAGCAGAUCAAAGAUGCUGAGCUGGACUUGUUAAAGACCAAAGCCAAGAUCAAAAUGGACAGGGACUGCAGCAUGGCCCUGAGUCAAAUCAAGUCUCUGAAGAUUGUGAAGAAAGCUGGAGAUGCGUCCGGUUCCUGGUUCAAGGAUCCGACGGCCGGAUCAGAAAAGGUGUACCUGUUGAGUGGAUUCUAUAACAACACUCUGCUGGAGUACCAUUCUCUACACAGCUUCACAGAGAAAAACAGCUCCACCCCAGCAAAGGUGCUGCAGCUGCCGUUCUAUUGGCAGGGAACAGGUCAUGUGGUUUACAACGGGUUCCUGUACUACCACAAGGCAGACACCCCCAACCAGAUACUAAAGGUGGCGCUGUUGAACACCACAGUGGUGGACAGCACUCUUCUUCCAGGAGCAGGUCGCAUUCCAGUCUACAGCCUGAACCCCAACACCUAUCUGGACCUGGCUGUGGAUGAGCUGGGCCUCUGGGUCAUCCACGCCGAUGCAGAGUAUGAAGGAAAACUGGUCGUUUCCAAACUUGAUAAGGCAAGUCUGGCAGUGGAGUACACCUGGGACACACAGUGUCCAAGCCGUGACGCCGAGGGAGCGUUCCUGAUCUGUGGAACACUCUACGUGGUCUACAACACACGCUACGGAGGGCGCUCCACGGUGCAGUGUCUCUAUGACAUCCACAACACCAUCCACAGUGAGGAGAGUCCGGUCCUGUUUUUUCCCAAGCGUUACACCAGCCACAGCAGCAUCCACUACCAUCCUGGAGACCAGCAGCUGUACGCCUGGGACGACGGCUACCAGACCAUAUAUCACGUAGAGACCAUCAGUGACCGGAGAGUUAUUUAACAAAAACAAAUAACCAUGGAACCUGCGUUAGAACCAAGGACUGGACUGCUUUUGUUUUUUGUUUUGUUUUUAUUUUCAUGUCAUUGUUGAAUAAAGUAUAAAACUAUAUUAAUA
This is a messenger RNA of Cynoglossus semilaevis (tongue sole), 1532 nucleotides long. RefSeq names its product olfactomedin-like 1 (gene olfml1). Gene Ontology annotation, biological process: signal transduction. The transcript has 9 exons. The record is from RefSeq and is a predicted model, not a curated record. Lineage: Eukaryota; Metazoa; Chordata; Actinopteri; Pleuronectiformes; Cynoglossidae. The coding region runs from base 207 to 1418 and encodes 403 amino acids.